This is a messenger RNA of Protopolystoma xenopodis, 237 nucleotides long. The record is from the annotation of a GenBank genome assembly. Lineage: Eukaryota; Metazoa; Platyhelminthes; Monogenea; Polystomatidea; Polystomatidae.
UCUGUAACCCUCUACUCUUCCUUCCAGAAGGGCUUUACUCCCCUCCAUCUGGCUGCGAAACGUGGCCACGCUAAGGCUGCACGCGCCUUACUGCAAGUUGCUGGUACCGGCGAUAACUUCGUAAACGCCGUUGGACGCAAUGGUCUAACGCCCCUUCACAUUGCCACUCAUUAUAACCACCUUCCAGUCGUCAAGCUACUGUUGGAACGUGGAGCUGAAGUCGAUCGUAAGGUAUAG